Molecule: messenger RNA, 1431 nt
Organism: Penicillium maclennaniae
Lineage: Eukaryota; Fungi; Ascomycota; Eurotiomycetes; Eurotiales; Aspergillaceae
Product: ferric reductase family protein
Exons: 7
Coding region: 1-1431 (476 amino acids)
Biological process (GO): intracellular iron ion homeostasis; iron ion transport; copper ion import
Cellular component (GO): plasma membrane
Molecular function (GO): ferric-chelate reductase activity
Source: RefSeq, a predicted model, not a curated record
AUGCUGAUCAUCAGUGUACUGACCCCAAAAAGCGCUUCACGGAGAGUUUUGAACAAUCAGAUUCUUGGCGCUCGCGUCGAUACACUCUCGCUUUAUCUGAUCUACUGGGCCCUAAAUCUCAUCUUGGCACUAUCAAAUGUCGAUUUCGAAAGGAUCGACAAACGCUUUGGAUGGGUCUCUGUGGCAAACUUCACAUUACUUGUGUUUCUCGCUCUCAGGAAUACACCGCUCGCUCUCCUGUCUGGCAACUCUUACGAGAAGCUGCGCCCUCUUCACAAGGUGGCCGGCUAUACUUGCAUCGUGACUAGUGUGAUACACGGCAUCACCUACACCGUUGUCUUUGCCCAGAAAGGGAAAUUGGAGAAGUACAAGGAAAGAAAAAACUUCUCUGGAGUCAUUGCAGGAAUAGCAAUGUUGAUCAUUGGAUUCUCUACCAUCGCGUAUGUUGUUCAAGAAAGUUAUGAAAUCUUCUACGUGAUACACCUUCUCAUGUUCAUCUUGAUCUUGAUCACUAUCGGAAUGCAUCGGCCGGAUUUCUCAAAAUCUACGAAGUCUUGGAACUUUUUCGGCAACAAUGCCACUGUGACACCAAUGAAAGAUGGCGCAGCUCGAGUGACACUCAAGCGCAGUCUCUAUUGUAGUCCUGGAUCGCACGCCUUCUUGUGGAUUCCCUCUAUUCGUUGGAUGGAAACCCAUCCCUUUACUCUCAUUUCAAAUGAGCCGGCCGAGUUUCUCAUUCGCGAAUAUAAUGGCUUCACUCGUGAUCUGCUGAAGAUUGCUCGGGAAGAACCUGGAAAAGUCCUUCGGUGCUCCGUUGAUGGAGGCUAUGGCCAGAUUGCCAACUUCAUGAAAUUUGAUCGGAUCGUCCUGGUCGCUGGUGGUAGUGGAGCUACCUUUACCUUCAACAUUGCACUCCAUGUACUGAAAGAAUGCGCUGCUGAGAGUAUCGCGAGACCUAUUGACUUUAUUUGGGUAGUUCGCCAUGCUGCGUCAUUGAAAUGGUUUGAAAAGGAGCUACAACAAUUGCAGGAUUGCCCUUGGAUCAAUCUUCUCAUUCAUGUCACGCGAGACGAUGCGCCUUCCGAUGAGCUCUCAAGUUCAGGCUCAAUACCUGUUGCUGGCAAAUCUGAAAAAGGACCACUAGCCGUUGAGAAUAUUGACAGAGGAGCGCCAGUCAUCGCGGAUAUCGAGAAAGCAAAAGGAGAGAUGACUGGACAAACCUCAAUUUCCGUGUCUGUUAUACGAAAGGGGCGCCCAGAUAUCGCAAGCUUGAUUGCUGAUUGCCUAUCACAAUGCUCCUUGGGUGAUCGUGUCGGGGUAGGUGCUUGUGGGCCGAUGAAGAUCAUCGAAUCAACACGCGAGGUGACCAGUAGAAGCGUUUUUGACGGUUGGCCCCUCAUUGAUUUCUAUAGCGAGGAGUUCGAAUGGUGA